This is a messenger RNA of Helianthus annuus (common sunflower), 1782 nucleotides long. RefSeq names its product shaggy-related protein kinase epsilon. Gene Ontology annotation, cellular component: cytoplasm. The record is from RefSeq and is a predicted model, not a curated record. The coding region runs from base 349 to 1584 and encodes 411 amino acids. Gene Ontology annotation, molecular function: ATP binding; protein serine/threonine kinase activity. The transcript is spliced from 12 exons. Lineage: Eukaryota; Viridiplantae; Streptophyta; Magnoliopsida; Asterales; Asteraceae. Gene Ontology annotation, biological process: signal transduction; protein phosphorylation.
CCAAAACAUAUUCCAUAAACACAUUUCAAGUCCGCCUGCAACAACAAAUCAAAAUUGGGGAAAAACAUUCAACCUAAUUCCGCCAAGAUACAGAGAGAUUAUCGAGUCUCAUAUGGUCAAAACUUGUAUGCAAAAUCACUGAAGCUUCGUAAAAGUUCAUAGAUGCCGGCUUAAUUUCAUCCCUGCAGAAGCGGUUUCAAUUUUUAGGGUUUUUUUUGGUCUGGUGGUGAAUUUGAUCGGCGUUUUGUAGAUUACGAGCUGUUUUUAGCUGCAAUUUAUAGAUGUUUGUUACCAUGCGCGAUGCAUAAGUGAUAAAACGUCAAUUUCUCAAUUUGGUGUUCCACAAUUAUGGCUUCUGGUGGAAAUAUGGCUCCACCAACAGUUGAAAAGGUUGAUGGUGAUUCAAUGUUUGUUGACAAACUGCCCGAGGAAAUCAAUGAAAUGAAAAUUAAAGAUGAGAAGGUGGAAAAGGAAAUGGAGGCAACUGUGGUGGAUGGAAAUGGCACUGAAACCGGUCAUAUUAUUGUUACGACUAUCGGAGGAAGAAAUGGUCAACCCAAACAGACAAUAAGCUACAUGGCUGAGCGAGUGGUUGGCCAAGGUUCUUUUGGAAUUGUGUUUCAGGCCAAAUGCUUAGAAACUGGAGAAGCUGUUGCAAUUAAAAAAGUAUUGCAGGAUAAACGAUACAAAAAUCGGGAAUUGCAAACGAUGCGGCUUCUUGAUCACCCCAAUGUUGUUUCACUUAAACAUUGCUUCUUUUCAACCACAGACAAAGAUGAGCUUUAUCUCAAUCUAGUUCUAGAAUAUGUCCCAGAGACUGCUUAUCGUGUAGCUAGACACUAUAGUAAGGCCAAUCAGAGGAUGCCCUUGAUUUACGUCAAACUAUACACCUAUCAGAUUUUCAGAGCACUCGCGUAUAUUCAUGCAAUUGGUGUCUGCCACCGGGACAUAAAGCCUCAAAAUCUUCUGGUGAAUCCACAUACUCACCAGCUCAAACUCUGUGACUUUGGAAGUGCAAAAGUUUUGGUGAAAGGUGAACCAAAUAUAUCAUAUAUAUGUUCCCGAUAUUACCGUGCUCCUGAACUUAUUUUUGGGGCAACCGAAUACACAACUGCAAUUGAUGUAUGGUCAGUUGGUUGUGUUCUUGCUGAACUGCUUCUAGGACAGCCUCUUUUCCCAGGUGAGAGUGGAGUUGACCAACUUGUAGAGAUCAUCAAGGUCCUUGGUACACCAACCCGUGAAGAAAUCAAAUGCAUGAAUCCAAACUACACAGAAUUUAAGUUCCCACAAAUCAAAGCUCACCCAUGGCACAAAAUUUUUCACAAGCGGACCCCACCAGAAGCUGUAGAUCUUGUUUCAAGACUCCUCCAAUAUUCUCCGAACUUGAGGUGCAACGCUUUGGAGGCAUGUAUCCACCCGUUCUUUAACGAACUUCGUGAUCCAAACACUCGUCUACCUAACGGCCGCCCUUUGCCACCCCUCUUUAAUUUCAAGCCUCAAGAGCUAAAAGGGGCAUCGUUGGAGCUUGUGGCUAAACUGAUACCAGAGCAUGCUCGUAAGCAGUGUGCCUUUCUUGGCUUUUAAUUAAGUCACCGUUAUUCACAAAAUUAUCAUUAUGUUGUAAUAUGUUAUGUUAUGUUUAUUUUCAGAUAUGCUUAUUUAUUAUUACUUUUAGUUUCCCUCAACUUAUGCAAUAUGGUAUUGUUGUAUUAUGUAAAAAUAGAUUGUGCUUGCUAUCCCUAAAUAUUCUUCAAUGUUAUCAAAUUAGUUAUUUUUUGAUAA